AUGAGAAUACAGACCCGACCAGAUUCGCAUAGAGGGUUCCCUUGCAGUGUUACUGCUUGUAAGGAGGAGGAAGGAAAAGGGAUUAACCACUCACAAAUCCUCUGAGGCUCAGCGCAUCCAACACAUUUAUCGCUCUAAUAGAAAGGACCCCCAAGUCUUCCAUUCAACGCCCUAAUCACGUCAGUGCUGUUCAUUUUUAAUUCAUAGUUGAAUUAAAUAACUAAAUAUUUGAAGUUGUUGUUAUUAGCAACAAAUAUGCCAACCCAGGUGACUGCAGCCUCAGAGGUGGCCUCUGCUGAAGAUCGUACCUAUCCUCCUCCUCCUCUCCUGCAAGAAAAUGCACAUAUUCCUGAUUUCAACACAUACACAGAGUUGUACAGGAAAUCCAUCCAGAACCCACAAGAAUUUUGGAUGGAAGCUGCAUCAGAGUUCACUUGGAAAACGCAGCCUUCUGGAAAAGUACUGGAUUAUAAUUUUGAUGUCACCAAAGGCAAAAUAUUUGUAGAAUUCAUGAAAGGAGCGAAAACAAACAUUUGUUACAAUGUGCUGGACAGAAUUGUCAUUGAGAAAAACCUGGGGGAGAAGACAGCAUAUUUCUGGGAAGGCAAUUCAUCUUCUGAAUCAUCUGUUAUAUCAUAUGGUUACCUAUUGAAAAAAGUCUGCAAGUUUGCUAAUGUCUUAAGGAAAUUGGGUGUGGUGAAGGGUGAUAGAGUGGCAAUUUAUUUGCCAAUGAUCCCAGAGCUUGUGUAUGCCAUGUUGGCAUGUGCCAGGAUUGGUGCCAUUCAUUCAAUAGUGUUUGCAGGAUUUUCCUCAGAAUCUCUGUGUGAAAGGAUCAUGGACUCUCAGUGCUCUGUGCUCAUUACUGCAGAUGGUGUUUUCAGAGGAGAAAAAUUGAUCAACCUAAAACAAAUUGCAGACGAAGCCAUGGAAAAAUCCAAAGAAAAAGGACACCUUGUGAAGAACUGUGUUGUAGUAAAGCAUCUCACAGACAAGCUGAACAACCAAAACCAAGCAAAACUGCAGACUGCCUGGGACCCUGAUGUUGACAGCUGGUUGGAUGAGUUGAUGCAGGACGCCAGUGAGGAGUGUGAGCCAGAGUGGUUGGAUGCAGAAGACCCUCUUUUCAUCCUCUACACCAGUGGAUCUACUGGAAAGCCAAAGGGAGUGUUACACACAGUUGCUGGUUACCUCAUCUACACUGCCAUGACGUUCAAGUAUGUGUUUGACUUCCAUGCGGACGAUGUGUAUUGGUGCACAGCAGACAUCGGAUGGAUUACUGGCCACUCCUACAUAGUCUAUGGACCAUUAGCCAAUGGAACUACCAGCGUAAUGUUUGAAGGAAUUCCUACUUACCCACAUGCUGGAAGAUUUUGGGAAAUUAUCGAAAAAUACAAAGUAACAAAAUUUUACACCGCGCCCACUGCCAUACGCUUAUUGAUGAAAUAUGGAAAUGACAAUGUUGAGAAGUUUGAUUUAAAUUCAUUGAAAAUCUUGGGUACAGUAGGAGAACCGAUCAAUUCUGAAGCUUGGCUGUGGUAUUACAAUAUUGUCGGUAAUCAGCGAUGUCCCAUAGUUGACACUUUUUGGCAAACAGAGACUGGAGGUCAUGUACUAACUCCAUUACCUGCCGCCACACCACUGAAACCAGGAUCAGCUACAUUUCCAUUUUUCGGAGUUGUCCCGGCUGUUCUGAAUGAGCACGGAGAAGAGUUGGAGGGAGAAGCUGAAGGUUAUUUAGUCUUUAAGCAGCCAUGGCCAUCUGUAAUGAGAACAUUAUAUGGCAACCAUGAACGCUAUGAAAGCACCUACUUCAAUAAGUUCCCUGGCUAUUACGUUGCAGGAGAUGGAUGCAGAAGAGAUAAAGACGGGUACAUCUGGAUUACGGGAAGGAUUGAUGACAUGCUUAAUGUUUCAGGGCACUUGAUGAGUACAGCAGAGGUCGAGUCUGCCUUAGCCGAGCACCCAGCAGUGGCAGAGGCUGCAGUGGUGAGCCGUCCGCACAAGGUGAAAGGAGAAUGUCUAUACUGCUUUGUCAUUUUGAAGGAUGGAAAGAAAUUCACAGAGAGGGUUUCAGAGGAACUAAAAAAACAAGUUCGGGAAAAAAUUGGACCAAUAGCAACACCGGACUUCAUCCAGAAUGCUCCUGGAUUACCCAAAACACGCUCAGGUAAAAUAAUGAGAAGAGUCCUGCGCCAGAUUGCACGAAAUGAGAAGGAUUUGGGAGACACCUCAACUCUGGCCGAUCCAAGUAUUGUUGAGGUCCUCUUUAGCCAGAGAUGUGAAGCAGCAGCAUGAGGUGUCCACAGAUACAUUGUUUAAAUGUUCAUUAAAUCUACUUAUAGACUUUAUCAAGCCCGUCCAUAUGGAGUAACAAAAGUUUGUGGAAUCUGCAGAUGUCAGCAAAAUCCACAAAUUUGAAAGAAACCUAAAGGGUCCCGCUUAAGAAAAAGUUCUUUGUUAAUUUAUCCAAAGUAACUAAUUUACUUUUAAUCUUCUUAUUCUUCCUGUGUUUAUAAAAUGUUUGACUCUAUUUCAUGUAUGUAAGUUGAUUUUAUAAAAAUAUUUGAGACGUUACUUUUUUAUUUUUAUGUUUCAUUUUCUUCCGCAUUGUUAAGACUAUCGUGAUUUGUACGAAAAUAAAUGUAAUUUUAAUCUUUAUUUCUUCUUUUGCACAGUGGCUUAUAGUGAAUGUAACUACAAGACCACAUGUGGCAUUAUUACCUCAGAUCUGAAUAGUGAUCAUACAGCCGAACUGUUAUAUAAGCUGAUAACCUUAUCAAAUGAAUGUGAAUACUUGUUUUAAAGGUUAAGACCAUGCUAAAGGUGACUGUGUAAAAUGCUUAGUCGUGAUUUUCGGUGCUUGGCCUUGGUGUAUGCUUUUCUGUUAGGGAUUUUAUGACAUUAGAGACAUUGAUAAUGCAAUGAACAUUCCGUCGUCAAGAAAGUGAUAUGUAUUUGGUAAAAAUAGCUUGCGGUAUAGUAUCCAAUAAAAGGUGAAUGUUACUGAAACCAAAUCAAUAACAUUAGGGGGGAAAACUGUCUGGAGAGCAUCAUUUUUAUCUUCUGUAAUUUAUACUUAAUGACCUUGUGUGCUACUUUUUUGAUAUACUCAAAAUAUAUAUACGGGAGAAGUUAACAAUUCUCAUUGCAAUGGCGGUUCCAUGUAUUGUAACAUUGUCUUGCAAAGUAGUAAAUGUUUUCCAAUUUCUUAUGUUUUUUGUUUUCACAUUAUGUUUAAUGCCAUCCCAGGAAAGCAAAAAAUUCCAUAUAAUUGAGGGUUUGCCAUAUGGUGAAUCAGUGGGUGAAAAUUUCUAGAUGGGUAUUUAGGGAAAUGUUUGAGUAGUCCCUAUUCUUGGCUACUAUGUCAUAUGACAGUCUCAAAAAGGACUCUAAUUUUGUACUAAAACCGUUAACAUGAGGAUCUGCACAGUAGCCAAAUAAAAUCUGAGACAUGUCCAAUAUAGUAAGUAACUAUAAAAAACAGCACUUUAUUAUCUCAGAAUGUUGAGAAUAUAGAUCUUCUACGUGUUUUCAUUUUUAUUACCUGGGUUUUAUGUGCUAUGAAACACAUGAUGUAACAAACUAUUGCAAAUAAAAUUAUGUUUUUUAAUUUAAA
Molecule: messenger RNA, 3616 nt
Organism: Bombina bombina (fire-bellied toad)
Lineage: Eukaryota; Metazoa; Chordata; Amphibia; Anura; Bombinatoridae
Product: acetyl-coenzyme A synthetase, cytoplasmic
Exons: 18
Coding region: 256-2295 (679 amino acids)
Molecular function (GO): AMP binding; acetyl-CoA synthetase activity
Source: RefSeq, a predicted model, not a curated record